GCAUGAGAAAGACAGAGAGUCGACGACGACAGAGAGACGAUGAAGAUUUGGAGUUGUUUUUAUCAAAGAUGAAAAUUAGUAAUUGAAUCGAUCUUUCACCUAACUUUUAACAAUGGAAGAAGGUGAAAUAGAAGAUGGUGAAAUUGAAGAUGAUUUGGGUGAAUCCACGGCGGUAGAAAAGGACGAAAAAUCAGUCACACAGGUUGGUUUAGACCGCGAGAAUUCAAGAAGCCUAGGCGUUGGCCAGCAACAACAUGAAGUGUCAUCAUCGGUAGAUUCUAAGCAUGGAUCAGCCUGUGGCAUUCGGAAAGAAAAUAAUAAACCACUAGGCCUAGGCUUAGAUUCAAGUAUUAGAAAGAGACCAUACCAUGGAAGUAUGUAUACUAGGCGUUCUCAAAAACCUGCCCAUAGGACAGAUAAUUAUCGUGGUGGAAAACACUACGAAAAUAGUGGCAGGAAUAGGAAUCAUCAAAGUCCUAGGAUUAGGUCAUCUCCUACAACAAUGAAGAGACAGCAUGAUGAUGAGGUUGGAUACUGGAUGGACGAAUCCGGUUCGAAAUUUGUCGAGCAAAAAAACGAUGGUAGUAAAAGAGAAGGGUCAAGAAGAGCUUCGAAAAAUGAAGGAAGUUUUAAGAAAUCUAAGAAAAAUGUAACCAACCUUCCAAAUUCUCGUGAAAGAAAUAGUGGAGAAGGAGCAUUCUAUUCGGGAAACAACAUCCUACAGCAAAGCGGUAGUCACACAAAAGCUAAGGAUCCUGACGAUUAUGAAGAACUUUUGAAAGAAUACCAGAGAGUGAUUGAAGCAAUGGCAAGAGAGAAAGAAAAGAUCAAACAAACAGAAAAAGAAGUGAAUAAGGAAGAACAACUUUUACAAAUACUAUCGACAAGCACAUCAAGAGGAAGUCAAGAUCCUAAAAAACUGGGUGGUGUCACCUCUGAACAAACUCUUAAUACCAAGGAUAAAGAUGAGAAUGAUGAGGAUGAUGAACUGCUGGAGCUACGGUUAGCAGCAUUAACGUCACUUGCUCAGAAGGAUGAAAAAGAAAACAAAUGUAAACCAAACCAAGAUAGGUUGCCAAAGAAAUCAGAAAAUUUGCCCACUUAUCACUCAACGAAGAAGAAAUCAGCUACAUCUCGGAGGUCAACUACAGUCUCACGAAGCAGAAACCGGCGGCGAAGCAUUCGCCCAUCAAGACAGCGUACACGAUCAGCCAGCACUUCUGUUCCAGGUUCAAGGCUGAGAACAACCAAAGAUUUCUUAUCAAUAGAUGAUGAAGAAGAACGAAUCAAUCAAUUUUUGCUUUACCUGCAGGAAACUCCAGAAGCAAGAGACAUACCUGAUAGUAACUCAACUCAAAAGGAAAGUAAGGAAGCUGAUAAAGGCAUAAAAGAGAGUCUGCUAAAGCCAUCAAGCACAGCAGCAUUAGGUGACGAUAACUACGAACAAGUUGAAAUGGAGAUUGAUGAAACACAAGAGUCUGAAGAAAAAGUUGAAAUGCCAAUCUUAACAGCACCGGAACCAGCGACUAGUUCUGCUGUUCCUACAGAAAUACAACCUCCUAUCCCUGAUGUACCACCACCUAUUCCCUCCCAUACACCACCACUUCCGAUUGAGUCAAACCUUCCAAAACCACCAGAACCUGAGGAGGAAGAUGAGGAUGAGGAAGAAAUACUUGCACUUCGCCAACUGCUCUUGAAAAACAUGAAACAAAAAAUGAAAAGUAAAGUUACAGAAGUCAAAGUCACACAGGAUUCCAAAGUUUCACAAACACCAUCGCCAACGAGAACACCGAGAAGUGAAUCUCCUAGCAUACAAAGGUCCACUAAGAAGAAACAAACACCAAUUUCAAUACCUGUGCAUGAAGAAGUAGUGAUAAAUUUGAAAGAUGACAGUGAUUCAAGUGAUGAAGAGAACAAUACAGUUAGUGAAAUCACUUCCACUGGCUACAACAGUAUGCUUGACCAGUUCCUCAAGGAGGCUCGGAAAAAAGCUGAUGCUGAUAAGCCGAAGAGUGCAGCAGAGACAGUGCCUCAGAUGUUACCUAAAACCCCAGAUGCAAUGAAACAGUUGUCCACAACACAACAGGCUGAAUACAAACGUCUGAAAGAAGAAAUUGCAAAGCGAGAAAAAAAUAAGAUGAAGAAAGUGGUUACAGCUACAAACCAAUCACCUAUCCCGUCUGAUAUGGAGGAUCCAAAUCAAGACGAAGGAGAAAAGAAGGUUAAAAAAAAUACAUUGACGGUAACAUUUGUACCCCAGGGAGAUGGAGAGAGGCAGAUAGGAAUAAAGGAGGUAGAUGGAAAGAUUGCUAUGAAUGAUGAUAAAUCAAAUGAAAAAAACAAGCAGAAAAUUCUUAAAAAGGAUCCAGUACAGAAAGCUGAAAAAGAAGCGGAAAAAAUAAAGCAAUACAAAAUCAAGAUGGUAGAGGAAAAACUGACUAAAUUCAGAACUGUAAUUGAGAAAGAUGAAAACAUGUUUGAAGAUGCUAACCAAAGAUUAGGGAAGAAAACAUCAACGUUGAAAUUAGCCUUGACAAAAAUAACCAAGUUGAAAGAACAACUAGCAUCUGUCCAACGAAUUGCAGAUGCAAAUCAAAAUAGUAUCCGCAAAAUACAUGAAGAAAAAAAUGCAUUAAGUUCAAGAUUAAAACAGCUAAAGGCCAAAGAGUACCGACUUUUGGAAGCAUUAGCAGACAUGAAAGGUGUCCCACUGGAGACUGUCAUCAAAUCCCAUAGGAUAGUGAAGAAGUCUAUGGGCAAAAGGGCAGCAGUAGGAGCAAUAGAGAAAUCAUAUGAGUCAAUCAAACGACAGAGGCUUACCUCGGAAAGGGAAACUGUACUAGCCAAAGAGAGGUCAGAACUUAGCCGGUUACAAGCACUGGAAAAAAUGUAUGCUGAAAAAAUUGCAAAGUUUAAAGAAUCCCACAACCAACAAAGACAAAAACUUAAAAGAUUGAUAGCUUCACCGUCUGUUUCAAAAGUCCUGCAGGAAGCUAACUUAUUCAUGAAUGUUAGACCUUCCAAGCAACUGUACUUAAAAGAUAAAAUAAAUAUCCCUGCUGGUUCCGGGAUGGUAGAAGAUGUCGAGACAAAAACCGAGGUGACAGUAACCAGGAGAAGAUCUUGGUUGGAUGAGACCUCAACCAUGAAGCCAAGUCUUUCAGCAACAUCUUCACCCCAAAAUUCAACAAAGGAGUCUGUAAAGAAUGAGUUGGGAAAUAAUGUGCCUAAAUCGACAAAAACAAUUGAGGAAGACAAGAAAGGAAUUUUUAACACUAAAGAAUUAGAAAAACUUAAGAAAUUACAAGAACGAAGGGAGAAGGUGUUGAGGUAUUUUGAUUGGACCGCAUCGAUUAAUGCAAGUGUUUCAAAAGGUGAAACACCUGUCCUACCUAGUGAUAUCAAGGUGGAAUUAGCAAUAAAGAAAACCACAGCAAAGGAUGAAGCCAAAGUUAUGUCUUUAAAACCUUAUGAAAGUCCUUUAUUGCCAUGGAAUGUGUACAGGUUCAGUGCAUUAUUCAAGCAGUUGUCUUCAGAGUCUCUAGGAAGUGAGACAUUUUGUAACAAAAUCAAUCCGUCUGCUAUUUUUUGUCGAUUUGAUCUGAAUGGUAAAUGUAAUGACGAUGACUGCAAAUGGCAACAUGAGAGGGAUUCUAAAAUGACCUUUGAAGAAAUUUUGGCCCACCUUGUUUCAUAUGAUGUUUCCAUUGUUGGAGCAACAGAGAAAAGUACUUUGCCACAAAUCCAACGAAAAGUAUGGCUCUUUGCCAAAAUGAAGUGCCAAGAACUGAAGAAACAUUCAGAAGAAGAGAAACAGGAAAUGAUGAAAAAGGUCAUGAACUUAGUAUUUUCAAAACCCCAAAGAACGCCCUCAAAGUUGGAACCCAGGCGAUGGAAGGUGACUCAAAGGAACAAGAAGGCCAUGGAAACUGAAGAUGAAGUAUUCAUGAAUGAAGAUGUAAAAAUAACAUCAGAGUCUGCUACAAAUGUGAAUCUUGUUGACCCAGACUAUGUUGAUGAAGAUGAUUUGAGAUAUUUUGCAUCAGAUGUUGGAACGGGACAACUUGAAAAUGCUGUCCUACAAAACCCUCACGACAUUCAACUUUGGUUGAAAUUAGCUUACAAACAGUUGAGCAAACCCGGGAAUGAUAACAUGGACAAGGCCUUGCAUGCACUGUCAAGAGGCUUGGAUAGUAACAGAAAUGAUUCUGAACUCUGGCUUCACUAUCUAACCUUGUAUAACAAGCGAUGUAGCAAUCAUGAGGACGUCAUGGAGAUGUGUAACCAUGGUAUCCAUUACACACAGAACUAUGAUGUGUGGCACAAGACGUUAUCUUUCACUAACAGCCUUGAAUCAAUAGAUGAAAUUUGCCAAGAUUUGUUACAAGCACUGCAAGAGGAACAGCAGAUCAGCCCAACAGACAGAGGAUCCCAUCGGCUGCUGGAAAUGUUGUUAUACAGAAGCCAUCUCUACUGUUUAGUUGGCAAGGGAGUCUAUGCUCUUCAAAUACUUAAAGACUGUGUAUGCAAGACCAAUGGAAUGCCAUUAGUUGACCUACUAAGCACUGUUGAUAAAUGCUUAGCAUGGCUUAGUUUUAUUCACCUGAAGUACUUUAAACAGUUGCCUCCAAGUCUAUUUGAUCCUAAUUCAUCUGCCCCAUCCAGGCUAGUCUCUAAGGAGUUGUUUUUAUGUCCCUGGGCAAAGAGCAGUAUCACCAUGUUGGAUGAGAUUCAGAAAGAUUUGCAAGAUGCAGUAGAAUGCUGUCAUAGCAAAGAACACAAUGCUGUGGAGAAUACUAUAGCCUGCUUGUCACUACAUAAGAACCUAGUGCAGUUGUACGUUGCAUGUGACAGUUCAGAAAAAGCAGUGUCAUUUAUCCAAGGACUGUUGAAAGACUGCCCAGGACCAGGAAUCGAUGAACUCUGGAUUUUACUUUUGAGAACGAUGAAGCCAACAUGUGAUUUACCGACCUUGAAUCAGGUUGUUGAAGAAUGUCUAGUUUGUAAUAAACAUUCUGCUAGUAUUUACUUGACGGCAGCAUCAUUUGCAUUUAAAGAUGCAGCCAUUGACUUAGCACGCAGUCUUCUUCAUCGCUGUGUUACCUCGUACUACAAGGAACUUUCUGCAGAUCAUGAUGCAAUAACACUAUACCGCAAACUUUUAAGUCUGCCAAUACCAUACAUAUCUCUACUUCCACAUUAUGCUGAUGAUGUUAAAGAGGGGGAUUUGAAAACACAGAGGGUUCACUUAUGGAUGUGCUAUGCACUGCUUCUCGAAGUCAACGGAGAUAAAACUUCAGCUGGUGAAGCUUACGAGGUUGCUCUUUGUGACCUUGAUAAAACUAAAGACGUACAGACAAUUUGGUUGGGAUACCUGCAAUUUCAUUUACGGAAGAUGUCGCCGUCCACUAACACCAUCCAGGAUAUGCAAACGUGGCAUGAAUUAAUUAACCGGUGUCUUAUAACGUCACCGUGUCAAUUUCCUGUGCCCUACAAUACAUCCAAGAAUUGGCUAGACUACACCUUCCACAACCAAGUGUUGAAUCUGUACAUAGCGACUAUCAAGGAACAAGAUAAGUUGGAUGUGUUUGAGAGGUUGCUCUCUAUAAUGCCAAGGAAUACAUUACUGCUCUUGAGAGUUUGUCAGUAUGCUGUGUUAGCAGAGCGCCCAAAGCAGGCCUUCAUACACUGUACAACAUUCCUUCGCGAUCAACCCCAUUGUAUACAAGGAUGGAAAGUAGCAAUUCACUUACAACUCAUCACAAAGAACUACAAGCAGGUUCGUCAUCUUUACUCGAGGGCGCUUGCCAGCAACCCCUUAGUGGCUCAACUCUGGAUCAACUUGUUGUUGUUCCUGGUUGCGCAUGGGAACAACUCGGAUGUGGACCAGACCAUUAAUAACAGUCUCAAGUAUGGAGUGAAUUUGAAAGAAAAGGUCAUGGAACUUUUAGCAGGUCCCAGAUGAACAAUCAAACACUUUCUGGAUGGAUAUCUAGGUCAUUCAGAGUUGACCUUUUAAACAAUUUUCAAAAUUCCAAAUUUAACUUAUUGGCAAAAAAGUGCAAAAUUUCUAUUGUAAGCAAUAAUUAUUGGAAAAUCUUUCUGGAAAUAAUUGAAUGAAUUUUGAAGAAAAAAUGAUUUACUGAUGAUAAUUUAACAUCGUAUGUCUGAUUUCAUGUGAAAUGUAUGGAGAGAGCACUAACUUGGAAAAACUACUAGUACAGCCUGUGAUAUACAUCAAUUAUGACUGGAUGAUAACCUUCAAAACACAAAAACUUCCAUGGUCUACAAGGAACUUGCGAUAGUCAUCAAACAUUAUGUGUACAGAUAUAUAUCUUCAAGCGCUCGUAAG
Messenger RNA from Anneissia japonica, 6352 nucleotides. Its product is annotated as zinc finger C3H1 domain-containing protein-like. Gene Ontology annotation, biological process: RNA processing. Lineage: Eukaryota; Metazoa; Echinodermata; Crinoidea; Comatulida; Comatulidae. Gene Ontology annotation, molecular function: metal ion binding; protein binding. The record is from RefSeq and is a predicted model, not a curated record. Bases 113 to 5965 code for a protein of 1950 amino acids. Gene Ontology annotation, cellular component: exosome (RNase complex); nucleus. The transcript is spliced from 27 exons.